GGAAGCGGAGCUGGACUUCACUGAGAGCUGUGGGAGACACCAAGUCACUCAUUCACGCCUGCAGGGACGACACACAGCAAAGAAAGGAUGCGUUGGGUGUGUGCGUUGGGCCUCUUGUCGGCUCUGCUGCAUCUGUCUACCUCCCUGCUGCUGGGAGCCUUCAACAUCCAGAUAUUUGGAGACAAGAAAGCCUCCAAUCCGACUCUCAUGGACAUCAUCGCUACGGUCGUCUGUCGCUAUGAUAUCAUUUUGAUCCAGGAGGUCAGAGACAGCCAUCUGACAGUGACCAACAGACUGAAGGACCUUGUCAACAAAAAGUGUCCUACGUACAACGCCGUUUACAGCGCUCCUCUGGGUACUUACGUGGCGACUAAUGAGAGAUAUGUCUUCCUCUUCAGGGAACCACAGGUGUCCGUGGUGAAAAGCUACCAAUACGAGGGCGCACCCUUCACCCGCCCGCCCUACAUCGUCAAGUUCUCCUCCACACACACCGCUGUGAAGGAGUUUGUUCUGAUCCCCCAGCACACCAAGCCUCAAGAUGCUGUGAAGCAAAUUGAUGCCCUCCGUGACGUGGUGGAUGAUGCCAUCAGCAAAAUGAAAACCCAAAACGUUGUGCUUCUGGGCGACUUCAACGCUGGCUGCACCUACGUGACGGGGGAUGGCUGGAACCGCAUCAGACUCUUCACAGAGAAAAGAUUCCACUGGUUGAUCGACGACACGCAAUUCACUUCAGUGGCGAAAGACUGCCCUUAUGACAGGAUUGUGGUCACCGAUGUGAUGAUCCCCAGAGUGACGCCCAACACUGCUCUGGUCUAUCGCUACGAGCCAAAAAGCUCAGAGAGACACCACCGAUCGCUCUGCUCAGAAGAACUUUCAUGCAAACAAGCAUCUGUGCCUUGUUCACAACAGACCUUCUCCUUCCCCACGACACACAGAAGCAGGAUGCGUUGGGUGUGUGCGUUGGGCCUCUUGUCGGCUCUGCUGCAUCUGUCUACCUCCCUGCUGCUGGGAGCCUUCAACAUCAAGUCAUUUGGAGACAAGAAAGCCUCCAAUGCGACGCUCAUGAACAUCAUCACUACGAUUGUCCAUCGUUAUGACAUCAUCCUGAUCCAGGAGGUCAGAGACAGCGAUCUGUCAGCCACCGAAAAACUCAUGGAGCACGUCAACAAAGGUUCGCCCCAGUUCAGGUACAGACACAUCGUCAGCGAGCCUCUGGGUCGCAGCUCCUAUAAGGAGAGAUAUCUCUUCCUCUACAGGGAGCAGACGGUGUCCGUGGCUAAAAACUACACCUACGACGACGGCUGUGAGCCGUGCGGGACCGACGCCUUCAGCCGGGAGCCCUUCGUCGUCAUGUUCACCUCCAAACAGACCGCUGUGAGGACCUUUGUUCUGAUCCCGCAGCACACGUCCCCAGACUACGCCAUGAGGGAAACCGAUGCCCUCUACGAUGUGGUGGCCGACGUCCGCGCCCGCUGGAACGCCAAUGACAUCGUGCUGCUGGGCGACUUCAACGCAGGCUGCAACUACGUGUCUGGCAGCGACUGGCAGCAGAUCCGCCUGUUCACGGACAAAGGUUUCCACUGGCUGAUCCCCGACGAGGCCGACACGACAGUGUCACACACUAACUGCCCUUAUGACAGGAUUGUGGUCACUGCCGACAUGAUGAGGGGAGUGGUGCCCGGCAGCGCCAAGGUCUACGACUUCAUGGCGGACUUGAAUCUCAGCCACAGUCUGGCGUUGGCUGUCAGCGACCAUUUCCCUGUGCAGGUGGAGCUGAUUGGCCGAACUGCUGCUGCCGCCUGAAUCCCGACUCCCCAAAGUCCUGCAGAAACCUCCAGGCUGAAUCAGUCAUGCCAGAUCAGUGGAGGAGCUUUGAAAUCAACAAGCAUUGAAUUUACGAGACCAAAAUAAACACAUGAUUUCUGCUACUUUA
Molecule: messenger RNA, 1933 nt
Organism: Gasterosteus aculeatus aculeatus (three-spined stickleback)
Lineage: Eukaryota; Metazoa; Chordata; Actinopteri; Perciformes; Gasterosteidae
Source: RefSeq, a predicted model, not a curated record